CCUGACGCCGCUCUCCCCCGCAGCGUGAAGCUCUGGGACCUGCCCCAGCAGACGGUGCUGAGCUCCUACCGAGCUCACUCGGAUGCAGUGACCUGUGUGGCUUCCUGCCCUGGCAAGGACACGGUGUUCCUGUCCUGUGCUGAGGAUGGCAGAACUUUGCUCUGGGACACCCGGUGCCCGAAACCAGCGACUCGAAUUGUUUGCAGUGCCUGUAAUUACCUCCCUACCUCAGUCAUGUGGCAUCCACAGAAAAGUGACACCUUUGCUUUGGGUGAUGAAAGUGGAACAGUUGCACUAGUAGAUACAAAGAAUCCUGAUUCUGCCCUCAGCUCCACUGUGCACACCCGACGUGUCACAGGGUUUGCAUUUUCUGCACAUAGCUCACCCUUCCUGGCUUCCAUCAGUGAGGACUGUUCAGUAGCUGUUCUUGACUCAGACCUCUCCGAGGUGUUCAGAAGCCGUUCCCACCGAGACUUUGUGAAGGGCUUGUCCUGGUCUCCCUCAGACAAUGCCCUGCUCACCACGGUGGGGUGGGACCAUCAGGUUUUACAUCACACUGUCCCCAUACCAGCUGGUGAAGCUUCUGGAGUCAACUGUGUAAAGGAAUAGUUUUAUAAACUCGUGGUCCAGAUUCCUUCCUGGCAUUACUUUGAUUCUGCUGAAGUCAAAGUUGUGUGUGAACUGGAGUGGGCAUGGUCUGGUGUCUGCCUUGAAGCUUGUGACUAAGAAGGUUCCUGUAGUAAUUUUGAAUUAGGCAUAAGUUAGUUACAAACUAAGCUUUACCCUCUCCUCAGGAGUUGGCUUCACCUGUGAUAAGAAUUUGGUAUUUUACCCAGAACAA
Chaetura pelagica (chimney swift) is the source of this 841-nucleotide messenger RNA. RefSeq names its product WD repeat domain 77 (gene WDR77). Gene Ontology annotation, cellular component: methylosome. Gene Ontology annotation, molecular function: protein binding. The annotation marks the transcript as partial. Gene Ontology annotation, biological process: oocyte axis specification. The record is from RefSeq and is a predicted model, not a curated record. The transcript is spliced from 7 exons. Lineage: Eukaryota; Metazoa; Chordata; Aves; Apodiformes; Apodidae.